AAAUGAAUGAAAGGUUUCAGAUUUCCAGUAUGUGUGAUUAUCUAUCUGUACUGUAGGCAAGCGUGCUUGUGGGGAAUGUAGAAAUGCGCGCGUUUUCACGAUUGUCAGUGUCAAGUCAAGAUAAUCCUAUCGUUUUAAUUUCUAGCUUUGGAUUUGUAAAUAAAUAUGCAAUCAAUACAAAAUUAACUAUCUUUAACCUACUUUUCAAUCUAUUAUUGUACUAUAGUCGCUGUGUUAUCUCUUAAACCACAGUGAAUUUGUGUAAACUUAAUACCGGUCUUCCCUUAAGAAAAAAGCAUCAUUCAAAAAUGAGUAACUCCGCAAUAGAUAAUACUUGGACUAAAGAUUUAAGAGAAAUCCUCAAUGACAAACGCAAAGCGACGAAAGGAAGAAUAAAGUCACAGUCGGACAGCAGCAGAGAAAAUUCAAACAGUAGGAAAAGGGCAAAACCCAAUGAGAAAGCAGGCACUGAAACAAGAGCACGUAAACCAAAGAAGCCUGUUGAACUAGAGACUGACCCAUUAAUGUUGCAAAGAAGACAGAAACAAAUUGACUAUGGGAAAAACACAACUGGCUACCAUAACUAUUUGCAGCAUGUACCUAUAGACAAGCGCACUAAGGAUGACCCAAAGACCCCAGAUAAAUAUUCAAAAUACAGUCGCAGGUCAUGGGACACAUUGAUCAAGAUGUGGAGGUUAAAGUUACAUGAGUAUGACACUGAUGGAGCCAAGUCAAACACCGGAUCUAACUCUGGCUCUGUUGCUGGUUCCACUACUUAUUCUGAUGAGGAUGAGGGUGAUAAUGUUGAGCAAUAGAUAUUUUAGUUGUAAUUAGGCAUAGGAGUUCUUACAAUACCGUACAAUAUCUUUAAGACAUGCUGUUGAUGUUAAGAGUGUAUUCCCAUUUGUCCCUGCUGAACACAGAUGGGAAUAGGUGUAUUCAUAUGAACCACUCCCAUCUGUCCCUGGCUCAUGUAUGGCAGUGAUCAUGUGGUGUGGUGACAAAUAUGAAUACUCCAAAGUCAGGUGCAUCCAGAUCUGGCUCUUGCACUGCACAUAGCAUGUGGUACUGCUACAUGCAUAAGGGCAGUUUGUGAAUUUUGCACUAGUAGCAUUUCACCAGAUCUGGUUGCACCUUCAAGAUUAAAAAUGCAUCUAAAUGUCUCAAAGCCAUUAUUGUCAUAUCUAAGGAUCAGACACAGGUAGUAAGUUUAGGAUUUAGCAUAAAAAUAGAUGUGACAAUUUACUUUUUGUGUUUAAUUUAUACAUGAAAUAUGAAUGCAUUUAUAGUUGUCAGCCGGGACCACACAGAGCGAGCAUAUGCACGAGGCAAUUUCCUCACGCACAAUACGGCUUGUGUAGACGUGCCUCGGCCGAGGCGGCGUGCGCGUUUUCCUCGCCCGAGCUCACCGCCUCGUCCGAGGCACGUUUACACUGGCCGGUUUGUGCGUGAGGAAAUUGCCUCGCGCGUAAGUGCUCGCUUGCUCGCUCUGUGUGGACCCGCCUAUCGAAGUUGCAAUUUUUUUUUUAUAUAAUUCCAUAUAUUUUCUAUUCUAGAUAAAAUAUCUAUUGAAAGAUAAAUAACCGUUCAGGUCAAUUUACACAAAAAUUUUACUUUUUCAAAAUAACAAUUUUUUACAUUACCUUUUGACCUUGUAUUUGAGGUUUUAUUAUAAGUUAUUUAGCAGCAUUGGUAUUGUUUAUUUCUUAACAACAUAGGCUAAAGUGACAUAAAUUGCUACCUGUCGCUGAUCACUGGUUAUAUCAUAUCAUUGUUUGAUCGCUUUUCUUUUCAUCCUGUUACCCCCUGCUGGAGUGUAGGGCUUGAACCAUUUUCCGCCGGGCAUCUUCCAGGUCAGGACCUCUUUGGAUAGGUGAGUCAGGCUUCUCUGGUUAUUCUUCUGGUGCUUCUGGGUGCUUGUCUGGUUAUUCUGCAUAAAUGUUUGUGAUCCAGUUUGAUUGCUAUAGGUAUUCAUAACUUUGUUAUGUUUAGUCAUAACUAUCUAGAGGUUAUUAUGCAAAGACAAACAUAAAACACUGCCCUGUGACCUGUUUCUACACACAAUAUCGUACUGAUUAUAUGUGACUUUCCACAGAGAAGGAUCCUUAUGCUUCAUCUGGAAAUUCUGCAUAAGAAUGUUUCUAUGAGAAUGUAUGUUCGAGUUUCAGAUGGAAACCUCCUUUAUGUACAUGAAGCAUAAGGAAAAGCCACUUAUUACUAGAUAAACAAGACUUUAUUGUUGGUAUGUGCUGUUACCAUAAAUUAACUGUACACCUCUUACAAAAGCAAGCAAGAGUGAACGGAACAUGACUUUACUAUUACAUUUUAACCUUUCAUGUCGAACGUGGAUCGUGGAUGCAGUAAUUAUUAAAUUCGACUUUUUUUUAUUCAGCCACUAGUAAACUAUUUGGAAGAACCUAUUUAGUUAAUAGGUUUUCCAAAUAUAUUUUUAAAAUAAUGGGCUCUUAUUGUCGUCUCCUUUAUUAUUUACGUUAUCAAUAUUAUUGACCAAUUUUUUGUAACAAUUAGGUGCAUUUAGACAACUUCAUAUCUUGCGAAUGUUGCACAGAAACAUGAUAACUCAAUCCUUUAGAUAUGGGGGUAGGGCAAAUUACUUGGUUAUAGGCCCUAAGACCAAAAUAUAGUUUCUUCUAGCGUCCGACCGAAACCAGAUUGUUGCCGAAAAAUAAGGGUUCGGAUUGCUCUUUUUUUGAAACCAAAACUGAGGUUGGACAUUAGUUUUUCUACCAUGUUUGACAGAUUUUCACAAAUAUACCAAUCAUUAUAAGUGCCUACAAAUGGCUAUAAUGUUAGCCCUAGUAGUAAGCAAUAUGUAUUUGAUAUGACUGAUAUGUAUGUUUCAUAAGAUUUAGUUAUUAAAUAAAAAAAAUGUAAAUAAUAUUGAUUAAUAAAAAUGCUUGUCAUAUUGUCAAUGUAUAGAAAA
This is a messenger RNA of Cydia pomonella (codling moth), 2944 nucleotides long. RefSeq names its product histone RNA hairpin-binding protein (gene Slbp). The coding region runs from base 309 to 815 and encodes 168 amino acids. The record is from RefSeq and is a predicted model, not a curated record. Gene Ontology annotation, molecular function: histone pre-mRNA stem-loop binding; mRNA binding. Gene Ontology annotation, cellular component: cytoplasm; histone pre-mRNA 3'end processing complex. NCBI's taxonomy places the organism in Eukaryota, Metazoa, Arthropoda, Insecta, Lepidoptera, Tortricidae. Gene Ontology annotation, biological process: mRNA 3'-end processing by stem-loop binding and cleavage; mRNA transport. The transcript is spliced from 5 exons.